Messenger RNA from Arabidopsis arenosa, 1944 nucleotides. Lineage: Eukaryota; Viridiplantae; Streptophyta; Magnoliopsida; Brassicales; Brassicaceae. The record is from the annotation of a GenBank genome assembly.
UAGUAUCCUGUAUAUGUAUACCUAUAAGUAUAUCGACUUGAGAUUCAGUUCAUGAGCCAUUCAAAACGACUACGACUAGGGUCAAAGGCUCUGAGGAAGAUGACGCAACUUUUGCGACGAAGGGAUCUAGUGAUGGUCGGUGUUUGCUUGGUCUUUGCCGGAUUGUUGAGUUUAGUGAUCUACCAAAUUGGUGUUUAUCCACUACUGUUUUUCCACUUCUCCGAUGAUGUCCAUCAUCAAGAAGAUCUGAAAAAAUUGGGGAAUAUCCUGACGGAAGCAGCGACGGAGGAUAAGACGGUGAUAAUAACCACCUUAAACCGGGCUUGGUCUGAGCCAAACUCGACGUUUGAUUUGUUUCUCGACAGUUUUCAUGUCGGAAAUGGGACUAAGCCAUUACUCCGACACCUUGUGGUGGCGUGUCUCGACGAGGAGGCAUAUUCUCGGUGCUUGGAGGUCCAUCCCCGUCGUUGUUAUUUCAUGAAAACCGCCGGAAUUGAUUUCGCUGGCGAUAAGAUGUUCAUGACGCCGGACUAUCUCAAGAUGAUGUGGCGUCGUAUAGAGUUUUUGGGUACUUUGUUAAAGCUGGGAUAUAACUUUAUCUUCACGGACAUAGAUAUAAUGUGGUUUCGAGAUCCAUUUCCUCGUCUAUCUAAAGAUGUCGAUUUCCAAAUCGCUUGUGACCGUUUUAAUGGAGAUGAUAACGACAUCCACAACGCUGUUAAUGGUGGUUUCACUUUUGUUAAAGCCAAUCAACGAACCAUAGAUUUUUACAACUAUUGGUACAUGUCGAGGCUGCGAUAUCCGGAUCGGCACGAUCAAGACGUGCUCGAUAAUAUCAAAGGUGGUUGGUACACUGCAAAAAUUGGACUCAAAAUGAGGUUUCUCGACACAAAGUACUUCGGAGGAUUUUGUGAGCCAAGUCGGGACUUGGAUAACGUUUGUACAAUGCAUGCCAAUUGUUGUGUGGGAUUAGAGAAUAAAAUUAAAGAUUUGAGACAAUUGCUUGUGGAUUGGGAGAAUUAUUUGUCUGCGGCUAAGACUACGUCUGAUGGUCAAAUGAUGACAUGGCGAAACCCGGAGAAUUGCAUGAAGCAGUGCAAGUGGACGAGGUCACUGUUGGGAGCUGCGGAGAGAGGACCAUCGGGACAAGAGGGUGCUGUACUUGCUGGGAGCCGCUUCAACCGCACCGCCGCCGCACUUACCUUCUUCGCAAACCCUUCCUCCACCGCCGUCGUCACUACUAGUGGUGGCCUUAACCCCUCUGUCAUCAAAUCUCUUCCGAUUUUCACGUUCUCCGCCGCAACCGCCCAAAACGCAAUCGAAUGUGCAGUUUGCCUCUCGGCGUUCAUGGAUAACGAAUCGGGUCGGGUUUUGCCCAAUUGCAAGCAUACAUUUCACGUUGACUGCAUCGAUAUGUGGUUUCACUCUCAUUCCUCUUGUCCUCUCUGUCGAUCACUAAUCGAACCUUUUGCCGGAGGAGUGAAAUCGACGACGGAUGAAGUCACGAUUUCGGUUUCUGAUCCGGUUUCCGGUGACACGAACCGCCACGAAGGAACUGAGACUUCCGGUAACCCGGACCCUGAAGAUUCCCGGAGAAAACCGGCGGCGAUUGAAAUCCCACGGAGGAAUCUCGGAGAAAUGGAGAACGAUUUGACUCAGAGUCAAUCGUUUAGGUCACCGAUUAGCCGGGUGAUAUCUUUCACUCGGAAUUUGAGUCGAGAUCGGAGAAGUGCUUCUUCUUCUUCAAUCAGAAUUCCGCAGUCGCCGCCACCGGUCUGUAGCAUGCCGGCGAGGGAGUUAGAUAUCGAAUUGGGAGAAGAAGAGACUCGUUGACUUAGUAGUAUUCAAUGUGACUACCACGUGGACAUGUACUAUUGGUUGUAAUUUAUAUGUUCAUUUUUCUCGGUUUAGAGUUUAAUAUGCAAGUAAAAACAUUUCUUUUUU